This is a messenger RNA of Paramecium sonneborni, 1087 nucleotides long. Lineage: Eukaryota; Ciliophora; Oligohymenophorea; Peniculida; Parameciidae. The record is from the annotation of a GenBank genome assembly.
AUGAUUAAUAAAAUAAUUGACAAAUAUAACAUUAAUGAACCUCGAUACACUAGAAGUUUAACUAAAUCAUUUCCAUAAUCUAAAAGAAAUAGAGAGACAGAGCUUAUUUAUUUAAACAAAGUGAAUGCAUUUAGUUUAUUAAAAAAUUAUUAAAUUGAUUACUUAUAUAGAUCAAUUAAAAGUGUAGAAUUUACAAGAGGACAUUUAAUCUUUUAGGAAGGAUAAAAAUAUGAUGCAAUUUAUGUAAUCAAAUAAGGGGAAAUAGAAAUAUUUAAAAAAGAACCAAUCAAUCAUUAAAUUUAAUAACAUGAUCAAUUAAAUAAAAAAAAUAUGUUCAUCAAAUGAUUAAAGUUCUAGGUGAAUAAACUGCUUUUGAAGUAGGAGAUACUCUAACUGAAAUAUAUUCUAUCAAUGCUAGGGUUUGCUCACAUUUUGCAGAAUUAUAAGUAAUUAAAGUGUAAGAUUAUAAGCGUAUCCUUGAUAUGGAACCAUAAAUAAAAUUAUAAUAAUAGGAAUCUGAUAAUAUGGAUGAUUUUGAAGUGAUAACGAAAUAUUAAUUGCCAUCUCUAUAUGAUUCAGUUAAGAAUUUAUAGACUUAAAAAUAAGAUAUUUAAUAUCUAAAAAAAAUAAGGAAUGGCAUCACAUACCUUUUACCAUAAUCCUAAAGAAUAUAUAUAAUGAAGAAUUUUUAUAUUGAUUAAAGUCUAGAAGAAAUCUAUAAGUAUUGUAAUAAAUCUAUUCAAGAAAGUCGGUAAUUUUGCAUGAGAAAAUGCUCCCAUAUUAUUAAUAAGUAGAUUUACAUAAUCCUCUAAUAAAAGGAUAGGAAGUAAUAAAUGAUAGAUUAUUGUUGAAUAAGGUACUUUAGAAAGAAUAUACAAUUAAGAUUCCAAAAUAAUAAUCGAAAAAGAUUAAAUUAAUGAAUUAGAGUUUUAUAUCAUCAGCAAAUAGUCCUAUGAGCAGGAAACUGUAAUUAGUAUUUUAGAAAGAUAAAAAAUUGAAAUAAAAUUUAUCAAUUAAUGAUGUUACGCAUCGAGAAAAAAAAGAUUAAGAUUAUAUAAGAUAUGUCCCCUAAUUUUUUUUCAUUUGA